AUGUCCGAAAAAGAUUAUGCCCCUCUUAGUUCUGCAUGUGUUCGUGCUUUGAACGAUAAACUUUAUGAAAGAAGAAAAACGGCGGCGUUGGAAAUUGAGAAGAUGGUUAAAGAAUUUGCUGCUGUAAAUAAUACUGGGCAAAUAAAAAAGAUCUUAAAAGUUUUGGGACAAGAUUUUUCACUAUCACAAAAUCCCCAUGGAAGAAAAGGAGGUUUAAUAGGACUAGCAGCUAUAUCUAUAGCUUUAGGAAGAGAUACAGAAAUGUUUGCAGAUGAACUAAUCAAACCUAUUUUGGGAUGCAUGGCAGAUCAAGAUUUACGUGUACGUUAUUAUGCUUGUGAAUCAUUGUAUAACGUUGUGAAAGUAUCUAGAGGAGCUGUCUUAAGGCAUUUUUCUUCUAUAUUUAAUUCUUUAAGCAAAAUGGCCACCGAUCCCGACCAAAAUGUUAAGAAUGCUUCCGAAUUACUCGAUCGUCUUCUUAAGGAAAUCGUCCUGGAAAAUACUAUGUUUGAUUUGCAAGGGUUCAUUCCAUUACUAAGGGAAAGAAUCUACACGAAAAACCCAUUCUCCAGACAGUUCAUUAUUUCAUGGAUAUCAGUAUUGAAUUCUGAACCAGGUCUUGACUUAAUAAAUUAUUUACCAGAAUUACUUGAUGGUUUAUUUAGAAUUUUGGACGACUCCAAUCUCGAAGUGAAAAAAAUGUGCGAAACAAUCUUGGGAGAAUUUUUAAGGAAAAUCAAAGCAGAGCCAACUAAUGUUAAUUUUGGUGGCAUGAUCAAUAUACUUAUUAAUCAUGCCCAAGAAAAAGGGGACGAUCUUGUGCAGUUUACAGCCAUCACUUGGAUCAAGGAAUUUGUUCAACUCUCUGGACCCGCUAUGUUGCCGUACAUGUCGGGAAUAUUUACAGCAGUACUGCCGUGUCUCUCUUACGACACAGAAGCUCGGAGAAACAUUAAAGAGACUGCUACAGCCGUCAACUUUACUUUGAUGAAACUAAUAUCAUUAAAGGCUGAUACAGAAGAAAAUAUAAGACCAACAGCAGUCUGUGAUGAUAAAAUGCCAAAUGAAUUAGAUUUGCAUUCAGUAUUAGACGUUUUGAAUCAGUAUCUCAUGCAUAAUUCCAUACAAACAAAAGUAGCAGUCCUGAAAUGGAUCCACGAUUUGUAUACAAAAUUACCGAACAAGAUGGGAGAGUAUUUCGAUAUUCUCUUCCCUGCAUUACAGAGAACACUUUCUGAUGAAUCCGAUCAAGUCGUUCAACAAUGUUUGGUAGUCAUAGCUGAAGUUAUUUCAUCUCCAGGACCAGAAGAAGUUAAUAACAGAGGUGCAAAUUCGUAUUAUAAUAAAUUUAUGGUGAGCUUGUUGUUUUUGUUUAAUAAUGAAAAAAGACUAUUAGAUGAACGGGGGUCAUUUAUUAUAAGGCAACUGUGUGUAUUAUUAAACGCCGAAGAAAUUUAUAAAACUCUUGCCCAAAUACUCAGGAAAGAAAGUAAUCUUAAGUUUGCUAGUCUUAUGGUAGAACACCUGAAUAUGAUUUUAUUGACGUCUUCCGAAUUGUAUGAAAUGCGAAACAAAUUAAAGGAUCUCAUUACUGAGGAUAGUAAAGCUUUAUUCUGCUGUUUGUAUGAAACGUGGUGCCACAAUCCAGUAGCUACUGUCUCUUUGUGUUUGCUCACUCAGAGUUAUAGCCACGUGUGUGACUUAAUUAAAAUAUUUGGCAAUUUAGAGGUAACCGUUGAAUUUUUAAUCGAAAUCGACAAGUUAGUUCAACUUAUAGAAUCUCCUAUUUUUGCAUAUUUGAGAUUAGAAUUACUCGAAGUACCUUGUAACCAGAAUUUAGUUAGAGCCUUGUACGGACUGUUGAUGCUGUUACCACAAACAGAUGCAUUUACUACCCUUAGAACAAGAUUAAGUUGUAUUCCUAGUCUGCAAUUAAACUGUGAUGACAAUAAAAAAAACCAAAAAGAAAUCGUCCCUAGUAAAUACUGUAAACUUCCAACAGUUGUUAAACCAUUUUGUUGAUGUACAAGAAAGGCAUAAAGAAUUCAAGAAGAGUCAACGUACCAAAGAAAUAUCAACCCUAGAUAAGGAUACUAUUAUAGAUAUAUAG
This is a messenger RNA of Diabrotica balteata, 2110 nucleotides long. NCBI's taxonomy places the organism in Eukaryota, Metazoa, Arthropoda, Insecta, Coleoptera, Chrysomelidae. The record is from the annotation of a GenBank genome assembly.